GCGCGAGCUGUGGGGUAGUUCUCGAGGGCUCCGGUAACCUGACACCAGUACAGACAGUUGCCAGACCCGCCCUCCUUUCUUGCCUUCAUACUGGUUGCUGUGUGGAGUCUGAGACCAUCGCAAUCCUGGACUGGGCGCUGGGAGGACGACUUAGCCCAAGUCGGCGGGGCUGCUGUGUAGCUGCACGGUUAUUCUCGAACACUCCAUCCGGGUGCUUUCAGUACUUGUGAGUUCAUGCUUCUCUGGGCCAUUUGAGUAGAUGCAUCUGUUUUUUACACAAGGCUCCUUUUAAAAUCAAGAAAGUCUCUAGCCAUGGCAGAUGAUGAUCUUAUUUUUAGCAUAGAAGGGGUGGAGAACAGCCGGUCAAAGCGGGGAGGCUCUGUUGAUGACAGUGACGAUGAGGAUGGCUUUUUCAUCUGCCCAAUCACCGAUGACCCAGUGCACAAUAAGUCUUCUUCUGGCGAUAUAUGUAAUUACCUGAAGAACCUCAUCCAAAAUGAGAAGUACAGUAGCAGCUCUUCUCCCAGGCAGUCUUUCAGCUUUAAGGAAACCUGGAAACAUGCCAUUCAGAAAGCUAAGUCAAUGCCUGACCCCUGGGCAGAAUUUCAUUUGGAGGAAAUUGAAACUGAGGCCUGCAUACGUUACAGGUACAAUGCUGUCAAGGGAGAAUGGGUUGAAGAUGAGGUCUUCAUUAAGAUGGCAUCUCAGCCUUUUGGCCGUGGAGCUAUGAGGGAAUGCUACCGAACGAAAAAGCUCUCGAAUUUCUCGCAUAGCCACAAGUGGAAAUCUGCAUCCAAUUAUGUGGCCAAGAGAUAUUUGGAGACUGUAGACCGAGAGGUGUAUUUUGAAGAUGUCAGACUGCAAAUGGAAGCCAAGCUCUGGGGAGAAGAAUACAACCGACACAAGCCUCCCAAGCAGGUGGACAUUGUACAAAUGUGCGUCUUGGAGAUGAAGAACAGGCCAGGCAAGCCGCUUUACCAUCUUGAACAUUACAUCGAAGGCAAAUACAUAAAAUACAACUCCAACUCGGGCUUUGUGCGGGAUGACAACAUCCGACUGACUCCCCAGGCCUUCAGUCAUUUUACAUUUGAGCGGUCUGGUCACCAGUUGAUUGUGGUUGACAUCCAGGGAGUGGGAGAUCUCUACACUGACCCCCAAAUCCACACAGCCAGUGGCACUGACUUUGGCGAUGGAAACCUGGGUGUGCGAGGAAUGGCACUCUUCUUUCACUCCCAUCUCUGCAACAAAAUCUGCAAAAGCAUGGGUCUCACGCCUUUCGAUUUGUCCUCCAAGGAAAAAGGAUCCCUAGACUGCACCAACAAGCUACUGCAAUCUGCACAGACAGUCCUACGUGGCAGUGAAGAGCACUGUGGCAGUCCUCGAAUUCGGACCAUCUCUUGGAACCGUGCCCCGCUGCUUUCUCGCCUGUCAGAGACGUCUUCAGCUGAUGACAGCAUGAGCGACUGCACCUUUGAGUCUCCGCCGUGCUCUCCUGCGGCAUACCCUUCUGAUUCUCUUGGGAAGUCCCCAUUGGGUUGGUUUAAUGAAAAUGAUGGACUUCAUGAAACUAAUAAUAAUAUUGUUGAUCACAGAGACUCCGAGAGUGGCGGAGACAGUGGCUAUCCCAGUGAGCGGCGUGGGGACCAUGAUGAUCUUGAUCACAGAGACAGGGCCAACUCCCUGUCCCACAGACGGAGCUGUGAGUCAGACGAGGACAGUAUCCGAAGGAGAAGAGUCGCCAUCACCAUCAAACAGCCCUCUCCUAAAAACAGCCCCCAGAACAAAUCGCUGACAGAUGAGAGACUGAACUUCUAUCAUUCGUCCCGCUCACACAUGCAUCGGCCUUCUUGUGUCGCCGUUGAGGUGCAGAGGCUGAAUGAGCUGGAGCUUGAAAAAAAGAUUGGAAAAUCAAUCCUGGGCAAGGUUCAUCUUGCUAUGGUUCGCUACCAUGAGGCUGGCCGCUUCUGUGAAAAGGAUCAGGAGUGGGACCAGGAGUCUGCCAUCUACCAUCUGGAGCAUGCAGCCAUGUGUGGAGAGUUGGAGGCCAUUGUGGCUCUGGGUCUCAUGUACUUCCAGUUGCCCCAUCACAUCCUUACAGAUAUAACUUUGGAGGACUCAGAUGAGAACAGAAAGAAAGGAUUUGAUUACUUACUGCAGGCCGCAGAGGCAGGUGACCGGGCCUGCAUGAUUCUGGUGGCUCGUGCCUUUGACUCUGGAGUUAACUUGCCACCUGGAAGGGAUCAAGACUGGACGGAAUCGGUGCACUGGUACGACAUGGCACUCAACAUGACUGACUACGACGAAGGUGGUGAAUACGACGGCAUACAGGAUGAACCCCGCUACCUUCUCCUGGCUAGAGAGGCAGAGAUGUACUUGGAAGGGGGCUUCUUGCUGGAUAAAGACCCUGAGCGAGCAGGCAACCUGUUUACAGAGGCUGCUGAUGCAGCAAUGGAAGCCAUGAAGGGGCGGUUAGCAAACCAGUACUACAUGAAGGCAGAGGAAGCCUGGGGUGCAAUGGAGGAGUGAGAACUUGGGAGCAGAGCAAGAAUCAAUAUAAUGUGGACCCCCUACUCCAAAAGCAACUUGUCCAUUUGGAGACCACCACACCUGUCUGGGAAGGCUUACCUCCGCCAUGAUGGUGGCUCUUAAAGGACGUCUUUCUGGUUGAUACCUCAGCGUCAAGCAGUGUCGGUGGUCUCAGCUUAUCUCUCUGCACUUCCAGGUGUCAGAUGGGGAAGCAGCCCUUUAGCUGACUGUUACCAAGUUCUUGAACUCUUUUGUCUUCUUUUUUUUGUCUCAUGUCUUUCUUUAAUGUUUAUUUUCUGCAAAAAAAAGUAUAUAUUUUAUGGAAAAUUUUUAUAUAUUUACAAGUACUUUUACAGAAUUGCAGCCUGUAAUAAGAGUUGGGGGCUGCUUUGGAAGUUCUCUGCCGAUUUAUAAGCCCCUGCAUUUCCCACCUCCACAUACUCUUUCUCUAUCCCAGAAUCCCACCGCAUCCUCCCCCCCCCACAAUCUCCCAGCUUCUGAGCUGCUUUUGUAUUUUUUGGCUGCUGUGCUCGACUUCUGCGUAUUCUCUUCACGUUCAUGCAAGAAAAUGGGUCGCUUUUUUCUUGAGCAGCCCCAAAAAUAAUUCUCUUUUGAUAUUGUACAUUUAAAAAAAAAUACUAAUAUAAGAAAAUGUUUACAAAAAAAAACAAAAAAAAAACUUGAAUGUCUUUUAGAACGCCUUUUCAAUGAAGCAGAUGAUUAGUGGCUUUGGUUUCCAUUAGAAAAGCUGCCAUGUUCCUUGUCUUUAUUGUAUGCUAAAUGGUUUUGAUGUUGCAUGCUGUGGUUUAGCUCUCAUCCUCAUGGAUAUGACUUGUGGGGGAUUCUGCCUCAGAUUGUCUAUGCUAAGGAAAGCCUGAAUUUUAAAAAAGUUAUGAAUGGAUAUAAACAGAAGCAUUUAUGGAAUAAACAUGGCAACAGGAGCCUUGACUUUC
Messenger RNA from Polypterus senegalus (gray bichir), 3479 nucleotides. It is a transcript of the gene eef2k, whose product is annotated as eukaryotic elongation factor 2 kinase. Lineage: Eukaryota; Metazoa; Chordata; Cladistia; Polypteriformes; Polypteridae. Gene Ontology annotation, biological process: protein phosphorylation. The record is from RefSeq and is a predicted model, not a curated record. Gene Ontology annotation, molecular function: calcium ion binding; elongation factor-2 kinase activity; ATP binding.